Molecule: messenger RNA, 3269 nt
Organism: Acanthaster planci (crown-of-thorns starfish)
Lineage: Eukaryota; Metazoa; Echinodermata; Asteroidea; Valvatida; Acanthasteridae
Product: ubiquitin carboxyl-terminal hydrolase isozyme L3-like
Biological process (GO): protein deubiquitination; ubiquitin-dependent protein catabolic process
Cellular component (GO): cytoplasm
Molecular function (GO): cysteine-type deubiquitinase activity
Source: RefSeq, a predicted model, not a curated record
UGUGCAUAAUUGAUGCACGUCGCACAAGGUUCUAUCUAGAAAUCGUGCUGCACGCCCGCGCCCCGUCUACGUCUGCGCUGCAUGCCUGUCGUCGCCAGGAUCCGGGCUAGACACACCUUGUUACGUCGUCGGCCGCUCGUGAAAGUGACUUUUUGUUCCUAUUUCUCAUCUACACGGACUCAAAAUGUCUGUAAAACCACACUGGAUUCCCUUGGAGUCAAACCCCGAGGUUAUGACAAAGUACAUUCACACACUUGGAGUACCCAACAAGUGGCAUUUUGUUGAUGUGCUUGGGCUGGAUGAUGAACUUCUUGGCAUGAUAUCAAAGCCUGUUGUGGCCCUCAUUGUUCUCUUCCCAAAGGGUGACAAGAUGAAAAGUGCCGAGGAAGAAAUGUGUGCCAAAAUUGAAAAGGAGGGCCAAGAAGUGAGUGGCAGCGUGUACUUCAUGAAGCAGACCAUUGGCAAUGCAUGCGGGACAAUCGGGGUACUCCAUGCUGUGCUGAACAAUCAAAAUGAAAAUGAUUUCAAACUGGCUGGAAUCAUUUCAGAAUUUGCUGACAAGACCAAGGGCAUGGAUGGAGCGGCGCGAGGUGCUUGCCUGGAGAAUGAUGCAGGCAUUUGUGAGGCACACAGUUCUAGUGCCCAGGAAGGGCAAACACAGGCACCCGCGGCUGAGGACAAGGUGUCGGCACAUUUCAUAACCUUGGUCAAUGUUGAGGGGUCACUGUAUGAGCUGGAUGGGCGCAAGCCCGCGCCAAUCAAUCAUGGUAAAACAAGUCCUGAAAACUUCCUGAAGGAUGCUGCUGGAGUGUGCAAGAAAAUAAUGGCCAUAGACCCAAGUGAGGUGAACUUCAACAUAAUGGCGCUGACAGGUGGCGAACCCUUGUUUUGAAAGGAUUCAUUGCAGUGGCACACUGAACUGCAGGUAGCGUUGAAGGCCACCGACGACCAUAAUGAAUGUUAAUGCUUUUCAAAACCAACAAAAAUCUGCCCUCAUCAUUCUCAGCGUGCGGUGUAGCAAAGUGGCUGUAAGGUUUCAGUGACAUGUAUAGAAUGUCUGUGCUUAUUCUGUACAAGCUAAUGAUACAAUCUCGAUAAACCAAGUGUUGAAACAGAAAAUGUAGCCCAAAUUAAAUGUCUCAAAUUGUGGAAAGUGUUCAUGCAUUGCGAAUGCAACUAUGAUGGAAUUAACCAAAAAAUGCCAAAAUUGAGAGUAUAAUUGAGCAGCUCAUAUCUAAAGACAAAAAGUAUGUAAAAAUAUGGAAUAUAAUGGACAGCAAUGUUGCACUUAGUGCUAAUUGUGUAUCUAAGGCCAGAGUGAGCUGAUACUAUAGUGGAUUAUUACUCUGAAUGCAUUUUCCAUGUUGCCUUCACCCGCAUAAAGAGUUCACUGGCAAUUUCAAACAGCCCUUGUAUUAAGUCAUGUUAAGUACCCAUUUUUCUUUUCUUACCACAGUCACCGAACCCUAUGUAUGUUGACACCCCAUAUCUUUGACCUGAGUGCAGUUUUGUUAGUGAGCAAAUCACACAACUUCAUCACUUGGGAAAAGGAUUCAUUUUUUUAUUUAAGAAAAAAAUUCUCUUUUUUUUUUUUUUAAAGAGGAUGACUUUUUUGCUUAAGAAGUAUGAAGACACCAUCUGUUUGCUCUUAAAACUUAUGUGGGAUUUUUUUUAUGGAAAAGCCAAGGGCUACCUUGUUCAAAGUGUGCUGAAUAUAAAUAAAUUUAAAGUUACUUUUUGAUAAGAAACUUGCUGAGGGCAUUUUAUCUGUUUGAAGUAUUUUUUGUACUUUAUGUGUUUAAAAAAUCUGUUCAUUUUUGUACAUUUGUUGUACUAGUCAACACAUAUUGAAAAAUUCAACAUAACCCGUUCACUAAAGUUAUUCUCAUGCAUCUUGAUGCUUCUACAUAUCUACAGUUGCGGCAUGUUGCUGAGGCUAAUAACUACUCUGCUGCUAUUCGAAGUGCGUCAUGACACUUCAACAUGAUAAAAGCGUACAAUCUUGUGCUUCUGUCUAUGACUUUUCCUGCAAGCUUUAGCAGAUUUAAGACAACUCCAGCUAUGAGUUCCUCAUUGUAAAUUAAUGAGUUAUUAGAGACUUGCAGUUCAAAUUGAUCUUGCAGAAAAAUGUGUCGCUGCUGUAUUGAAUGAAGUUGACUGUAUACUUCAAAACAGUAAUCCACCUCUCAAUCACAAUUACCAGUACAUGAGAUUGGGUAAAAGACUGAGGAGUCUUAGAUGUCGUACAAGCCGAUAUCUGAAUUCAUUCAUGCCAUUUUCAGGUAGAGUUUUUAAUAGUACCAACUCUUAAGUUUUCGAUUUUGGAGGUUUUGCCAUAUUGGAACUGUUGAAAAAAAUCCUAAGUGUUGUUAAUUUUUCAGACAUGUUAUCUUUGUUUCAUUGUUCGUAAUUUAUCUAAAUGCAUGUACAAUCUUUCUGUGUUAAAUAUGUAUGAUUUAAAACUAAUUUUUUAAUGUUCUAAAUUGCAAUUUUAAAUAGGGUUUUGACAGCUGCAGACAUGUACAUUUUUCAUUUUAUUUGUUUGAAAUGGACAAUAAAGAAUCUUUAAUCUUAAAAUUUUGAAGAAAACCUUUUUCGAGAACACAAAGCUGUAUCUGUCAAAGUUCAUGGUUCAGGAAGAACUGGUUGUAAAAUUACACAACUAUGGGUUUCUUUCACAGUCUCCUCAAGAGCUGCCCACAGUGCCAGACAGACAGUGUACAUGUACUUCACAUUGUUGCAGAUAGCAACUUCAAGGGUUGCCAUGUUCUUAUUAAAAAUUAAUAAGUUUACAGACCUUUUGUGUUACAUCCUCCAUGCAGUCAGAUUGUAGUGUUACAUGUUUUCAGUGCAAGGCAUUUUGGUCAAUUGUGUGAUUGACUGAUGUAAACUAUUUGUUACAGGACAUGUAUUCAAAUGUUCUAAAUUUAUUGAUCUAGCCACAAGUACAAGACAUAAUUCCUGACAGGUGAAAGUUAUUCAAUAUUACCGUUUGUACUUGGCAUACUUAUAAGAGUCUCAAGAGUUGUUCCAAAAUGUUGUUUUAUUAAAUAAGGUAAACUACAAAUGGUGGAAAAUUAAAAAAGAUUAAUGAGGAGCAGGAAUUUACUGUAAAGGGCCAAAUUCAUUCCUUAAAGUCAGUAUUAAAUAGAAAAGGCAAAAUACUGAAGCCACCAGUAAUGUGUACAAGUGUUCAGUGUUGAGUUCUUUGUGGAAAAAUGAAAUGGAAUAUUGAAAAGUAAUAAAUUGUCUGUCAAUUCAGCUCAGCA